UAUGCCCCAUUAGAGCGGUUGAAUGUCCACAGGCCAUGGUCAUUUUUUAUUAAAAAAUAAUCUAGGACUUUUACAUAGAUGCAGAGAUCAUCUGCCUGUUUCAUGUUUGAUGUUUUAUGACAAAACCAGAGGUGAGAAAUCAACAGGGCAGAUGAGUUGGGGUGUAUGUUAGAAAGGCGUUUCAUAGUUUAUAAACCUUUGUUUGUUGUGUCCACCCACAAAUAUCAAAGGGACAGUAGACUGAUCUAAGAGGAAGCUCUUUUUGCAAACUUGGAGGUGCUUUUUUCUUUCCAUUCACCUCCCCAUUUUUUGAGAACACCAUUACAACCAUGUGGGAAUUCCGGACCUUGUCUUUUUGGCGGGCAGUAUUUGCCGAGUUCUAUGGCACGAUGUUUUUUGUGUUCUUCGGGCUGGGAGCAGCUCUCCGUUGGACCACCGGACCACUCAAUGUGCUCCAGGUCGCUUUCUGCUUUGGGCUGGCAGCCGCCACACUCAUCCAGUCCAUCGGCCACGUCAGCGGUGGCCACAUCAACCCGGCCGUCACAUUCGCCUACCUGAUCAGCUCCCAGAUGUCUCUGUUUCGUGCCAUCUUCUACAUCUGUGCCCAAUGCUUGGGUGCGCUGGCCGGGGCUGCUGUGCUGUAUGGAGUCACGCCAAACAAUGUCAGAGGCAAUCUGGCCCUGAACACGCUUCAGCCAGGCAUCAGUCUGGGCAUGGCCACCACCAUAGAGAUAUUCCUGACUCUGCAACUUGUGGUCUGUGUCUUCGCUGUGACGGAUGAGAGACGAAACGGGCGACUAGGGUCUGCAGCCCUGUCCAUUGGCUUCUCAGUGCUUAUGGGUCACCUGCUUGGGAUGUAUUACACCGGAGCUGGAAUGAACCCUGCCAGGUCUUUCGCCCCUGCUGUGCUUUUUAGGAACUUUAUAAACCAUUGGGUGUACUGGGUGGGCCCUAUGAUUGGCGGUGCUAUGGGUGCUGUGGUCUACGACUUCUUGCUUUUUCCACGCACGCGUGGUUUGUCUGAGCGACUGGCUAUGCUCAAGGGCAACCGGCCACCUGGGGUUGAAACCCAACAGGAGGUGCGAGUGGAGACUAUCGAACUCAAAACACAAGCGCUAUAAACAUUGCAAAACACACAUACAAUGAUCUCACACACCUGAAUUUCAACACACUAUUAACAUACCAAGUGAGUCUGCCUUCCGGGAUAACAGCUUCCCAAAAACCAAGACCCUGAGAAAGCUUCACACUGCUGUACCGGCAGGAAUAGGGAACAUGUUAUCGACCGCCAAACCGGUGGAUGGCUCUACUCAUGGCAUCCACUAUAUGGGAAUCUGUCAUUACUCAUUGAGUGAACUACAGUAUAGAAGUGGACUUCUGCAUGCUUUACAGUUUCACAGUGUUUAAAUCUAUCACAAUCAUUUUAUUUCAGGUUUCCAUUUUCUUUUCUUUGGUAUUUCGAAGAUGUGACAUUUUGCAACAGUUUACAUUUUACUUACAGUCUUACAUUAAGAAGUUGUGUUUGUGCAUGUGUGUUUUUAUUCUGGCAAUUUCCAGUUUAGUUCUUUUUCAGAAUCCACCAUGUGUUUGUAUCAUGAGUUUUCUUUAAACAUUUGGUUUCUCUAAAAGUAGUUUUUCGAUUCUACUAUGAGUCCGUUUUAAACUGUUUAACUGUGGCAUAAAAGCCCAAUGUGUGUUUCUUUAAUAGAAUCAAAUAAACACAUGAAAGCUAUUGAUAUAAUCUCUUACCUGAUACAAACACUUGACCAAACCCCCGCCCCUCCCCAUAUCAUUUUCAAAACUUGAGUUGAAUACCUCCAGAUUUAUUCAAUGUUUGAUAUUUUUUUGUUUUCUGCCAUUCAUAUCAGCAUGCAUAAAGUUUGGCAUCAUUUUGUGUGUAAAAAGCAAGUUUGGAAAAUGCAGAUUUUUUCUCGGACAUAAACAUAUUUGUAUUUCAUUGUGAAAAGAAUUGAAAACCUUACUUAUUGGAGCAACAGUCAGCAUCUGAGUACUUUUUUCCUUAUAUUUUAGGGCAUUAUCCAAAAAUGGGCUUAGUGUGAUUGAGGUUACGUCUUGCCCAUCAGUCUGAGAUCUGUAUUUUAGCUUGUGUUGUCCUGGACAUUGAAUUCACUUGAUGUUAUUGUAACAUUUUGGAUCUGAUGAAUGAAAAGGUAAAUGCUUCA
Misgurnus anguillicaudatus (oriental weatherfish) is the source of this 2180-nucleotide messenger RNA. RefSeq names its product major intrinsic protein of lens fiber a (gene mipa). The record is from RefSeq and is a predicted model, not a curated record. Gene Ontology annotation, biological process: transmembrane transport; water transport. NCBI's taxonomy places the organism in Eukaryota, Metazoa, Chordata, Actinopteri, Cypriniformes, Cobitidae. Gene Ontology annotation, cellular component: plasma membrane. Gene Ontology annotation, molecular function: water channel activity.